AUGGAUUUACCUGGACCAAUACAUGAUAUUCUUGUAGUAUUUUUGGGAUUAGUUCUUGUAUUAGGAGGUCUGGGAGUAGUAUUACUUACCAAUCCCAUUUUUUCUGCCUUUUCGUUGGGAUUGGUUCUUGUUUGUAUAUCCUUAUUCUAUAUUCUAUCGAAUUCCUAUUUUGUAGCUGCCGCGCAGCUCCUUAUUUAUGUUGGAGCCAUAAAUGUCUUAAUCAUAUUUGCUGUAAUGUUCAUGAAUGGUUCAGAAUAUUCCAAUGAUUCCUAUUUUUGGACCAUUGGAGAUGGGGUUACUUCACUGGUUUGUACAAGUAUUCUUUUUUCACUAAUUACUAUUAUCCCAGAUACGUCAUGGUACGGAAUUUUUUGGACUACAAGAUCAAGCCAGAUUAUAGAACAGGACCUAAUAAGUAACAUUCAACAAAUUGGGAUUCAUUUAUCAACAGAUUUUUAUCUUCCGUUUGAACUCAUUUCCAUAAUUCUUUUAGUUUCCUUGAUAGGUGCAAUUACUAUGGCUCGUCAAUAA
Messenger RNA from Phoenix dactylifera (date palm), 531 nucleotides. The record is from the annotation of a RefSeq genome assembly. NCBI's taxonomy places the organism in Eukaryota, Viridiplantae, Streptophyta, Magnoliopsida, Arecales, Arecaceae.